Messenger RNA from Mya arenaria, 3422 nucleotides. RefSeq lists its product as uncharacterized. Lineage: Eukaryota; Metazoa; Mollusca; Bivalvia; Myida; Myidae. The coding region runs from base 148 to 1341 and encodes 397 amino acids. The record is from RefSeq and is a predicted model, not a curated record. The transcript is spliced from 5 exons.
AAUCACCGGACGUGGACAUGCGCAGUGCUAUACUUAUGUAAUGCUGGAUGCAACAAAAAUGGCUGAUUUGGAUGAAAUGUGAUGUCGGUAACGAGAUUUAUGCAUAUAUUCGUUACAUGUUAAUGUUGACUGCGUUAUGGUAAAACAAUGACCUCUUACCGAGAUCUACUUAGAGAGAAGCAAGCCAAGAACUGGAUUAAGGCCGCCCUCGCCCUCAACAUCACCAAGGAGGGACUGCACGAGUUUGUCGAGGACGUGCUGACAUGCGUGCAUCAUGAUAUCUAUAAUACGAUCAGAACAUCGAAGAGUCUUCAAUCCGGGGCAAUAUGCUUACAUUGUUUCACCGAGAACGUGUUGCAAUGCCCCACCCGAGGGAUAUGCACCAGUCCUAAAAAUUGCAGAUUUCAUAAGGCCGCAAAUCAAAUGUACGUUCCUUGUCCAAAUGGGAUUUGUGGAGGUGUUCGUAAUGAAAUCAUUCAACACCACAGAUUUACAGGUCCAUCUUGGAUGAACACAAAUGCCGACAAAUGGUGUACCAGCCCUUGGGAGAUCGGCAAAUGUUUCCUGCCUCCUGAUGGCUACAAGACCGUGUCAUCCGUCAAAGACAGUGACUUCAACAGCGUAAUUAGUGUUAUGAUGAAUUGUAAAGAUUUCGAAAAGAAGUUGUCCUUCAACAUUGGAGCAAAGACAAAUUUACUGUCAGAGGUUCGAGGCUUUGGUCGAAUCGUCCGCCACUCCCAUGAUCAGAAGAUCGAGGACAAACCGCUAGCGAACAUCUUUUUUAAGCUUCGGAGUCUGCUGGAGGACCAGACUGAUCUAGCGAACCGACCCGAGGCACAGCAUGCCGUGGAACAACUUAAUCAGCUGCAGUCAGAUGAGCUCAAUAUCAACGCUCAAAAUGAACUGGAGAUGCUCAAGGAAGGAUUACGAUUACGCUUGAAUGACCACUACCAAACCACUUUGGAUAACAUGCCGAUAUCUCCAAUCCUGGCGGAAAAGGAUGCCAAACUCAGUAGUUGUUACGUGGCACCAACAAUAAUUGAGAAAAAUCAUAAGAAAAUAGGCAGAGUUGGCCAAUCAGGCGGUCGAGAAGUAGCAACGUUUUCGGAUAUGUUCUGCCAUGAGGGCCAUUUUUUACGAAACGUGAUUCUGGUUGGUGAACCAGGCAGAGGAAAAACAACUUUCUCCGCAAUGUGUGCUCUAGAAUGGACCCACCAGUAUUCACAAGCAGGGGAAAAAAUUGAAAGAAAAGAGCGCUUUGGUGACUCAGACUUUUUUUUAGAAAGUUUGCAUUUUUGUUCCAUGUUACAUUACGAGAUUCAGGUCAGAAAUGCAAUCUAACUGAAAUGCUAAGGGAUCAAGUUAUUUGUAAAAUCUACAGCACGAAAGAUGUAGCUGGUGGCUUUUGUCUAUUAGAGAACGUGCUGGAAAGUGAAAAAUGUUUGAUCAUAGCUGACGGCCUUGACGAAUGGACUCAUCCGGAAAACAUUCAAUGUACCUGCAAAGCGGACGAAAAGGUUAUCCCUUUUCGAACUUCUGCCAACAGAGCCACAGUCCUCACGACAACGCGUCCAUGGAGACUCUCACAGUUUAGAGUAAAGGAUUCAAAGAUCGAAAAGUAUCUUGAAAUAGAAGGAGUAGAGAAACCAAAUGAAAUUGUGAAAAAGAUUGUUCCUAUCCUUAAUAAGGAUAAUGAUGAUGCACGAAAUCCAGGGGACUUUAUGGUAAUGGUAGAAGCGAUGCAUCUUAAAGAUUUAUUGACAACACCUAUCAUUAUCACCCUACUUGUUUGCCUGUGGUUCGAGGGUGUACCGUUAACCAAUUCAAAGUGUUACAUAUAUGCUGCCGUGAUAAACAUGCUAUCAUGUAGACAUAGGUGUAUAAGAAAGAAGGUUCCGAAAAUUGAACUUCCACCUGUAUUCAAGAAUCACCAAUGCUUCACGCACGAUCCAAACGUUUACCUUGCGCUAGCAAAGUUGGCAUACACAACUUUGUUUUCAGAGUGCCGAGAAUCGUCUGUUGUUUUCAGCAGCGAUAUGGUCAACGCUAUAUUAAAAAAGAAGCAGGUGAAUUUCGCAUUGAAGGCAGGCUUGCUAACAGAGAAGAAAUCCAACUCUUUAAUCAUGAGAACAUCACAUUUUUCAUUCUUUCAUAAAACAGUUCAAGAGUUUUUGUCUGCCCUUCAUUUAUGUUUAAGUGAAACUGACUACAAUCAGUUACUAAGCAAGUACGAACCACAUAACAAGCAAACUGUCUUGGGAGAAGUUUCUCAAGUAUUUAUUUUCAUAUGUGGAAUGAAGCCCAAACUCGCUGUUCAAAUGUCUACAUGGAUCAAUAGUUCAAGACCUCAAACACCAACCUGUCCUGCUGUGUGGACUAUCAACGACGAUGACGCACAGUACGAUAACGAUAAUGUAGCAAGACAAGAACAUUGGCGUUUGAUAUUAUCUGGCUACCGAGAAGCUUAUUCGAGCAAUUUUGGCGACAUUCCGCUAACCCUCCCACACUUCUUUCUUUUACCAAGCUGUGAUGUCAAAACAUUUAAGUAUUUGAUGAACAUAAACAAAGACCGGGUCGAGUCACUUUUUAUCUUUAGAUGCAAUGACACAGUAAGUGAGCAGGAGCUGCAGCAGGUGUUCAGGUUCUCCAGCAAAUCCCUCAAAUUCGUUGCCCUGAGGUACCGUGAAGGGCAGUACGACCUGUCCAAGUGUGACAGGCUGGAAUAUCUAUCUUUGGCGGGCGGCAGUUCUACACAUAUUCAUGUUGAUACAACAAAUAUCAAAAUUUGUAAAUUACAAUUUGUAUCAACGGAGGUUGAAUCAUACAUUCUUAGUUCCCUUAGAAACAAUGAAAUGGGGAGUACGCUGCAAGAACUUGUUUUAUUUGAGGUACAGAACAUAGCGUUACUGUGUGAAACACUUCCAAAACUGUCUCAGUUACAAUAUAUUCGUAUAUCACUUACAAACUUCGGUAAGCUCCACCUACCCCUUCCAGCCUCCAUCAUCAGUAUUGUACUGUAUAGUUUAACAAUAACAGCAGAGGCGGUAUGGAAGUUGAUGAAACGGGUUGAAAACAUUAGGCACAGCGUGGAAUGUGUGAUGGACUGCUGCAGUGUUGAACCUACCACCGAGUUGGAAAAAAUACAGAAGUAUGUGGAUAGUUCGCCAGAAUUCGGUGGUGACGGAAAGAAAACUUUUAAAUUCACCGAUAAUGAUAGAUCAUAGCAGAGAGUGUUGUGUGUAAGAAAUGUUUUGGAUAUGUACAUUUGAAUAUAAAGAAGAAAAAAAACACAAGAAUCAUUAAUCUGUAAAGUAACAUCCUCUUUUUAUCUUAAACAAAUAAAAAUGUAAAGAGUAUUACUCACAAUAUAUUCAAGGAAAUUGAUUUAAACUUUGAUUUUUUUGUAGAAUACGAGUUGAAAA